CUAACUGCUCCCUGGUCGACAUGAAGUGUCUGGUGCUCUUCGCUCUGUGCCUUCACCAGGUCCUCGGGGCUGAUCAGAACUUGGUCCAGCUGGCGCAGUCCCUUCGCCUGAACAUUCUCGUCAAGCAGCUCCAGGCUACUGGUUUGGCCGACACUUUGGCCACAGGGGGUCCGUAUACAUUGUUUGCUCCGAGUGACAAUGCCUUUGGCAAGCUUGACGGUGGCCAACUGAACGACACGGCAGCGGUAACAAAGCUGCUCAAGUACCACGUGGUUUCUGGGACCUACAAAGGUGCUGAUGUUUACAACGAGCAGAAACUGACCAGUCUUCUAGGACCGGCCAUCAGAAUUAACCGCUAUGCUCACACCAACAAAAUCUCGGCGGAAGGGGCUCCCGUGUAUCGUGCCGACGAGAUUGCCAGCAAUGGCGUCAUUUGGCUUCUUGAUACCCCCAUGUCACCACCAACAGGCAGCAUGUUAGACUACAUCAACAACGACAAGAACGGAUUGACCAUCCUGAAGAAAGCCAUUAACACAGCUGGGAUUCAGUCCGCCCUACAGGCCGAGCCUCUGACCCUCCUCGCUCCCAAUGAUGCUGCCUUCGGACGCCUGGACCCUGGAGUUCUCGACAAACUUUUGGCAGACAAAGCAAAGCUUACCCAGGUGCUUCAGUACCACGUGAUCCCGGGAGCUCUCUUCACCAGCGGUAUGCAUUCUGGCUACGUGCGGACUCUCGACCACGGAGAACAACUCCGCAUUACCUUCCAGUUCUUCGGUCUUUUUAAAUACGUAAACGACGCUCAGUUGUCAACUGAAGACGUUGAUGUCACCAAUGGCGUCAUCCACGUGAUCGACCAUCUCUUGUUGCCCCCUGAUCUCGCCAAGACCAUAUCUGCUCUCGGUUAGAUUGUAUCAGAUAAAGUCACAUUGCUAAUUGCCUAUGUAUUUUGACAUACUUAAUUACAAAUACCUGCUUGUGGCUUUCCUUCUCAAUUUUGUUUAUUCUCAUAAUAAAGUUGCCCUCUAAAGUAAACCUGUUUUCCACCUUG
Messenger RNA from Liolophura sinensis, 1048 nucleotides. Its product is annotated as transforming growth factor-beta-induced protein ig-h3-like. Gene Ontology annotation, cellular component: extracellular matrix. Gene Ontology annotation, molecular function: cell adhesion molecule binding. Bases 21 to 905 code for a protein of 294 amino acids. The record is from RefSeq and is a predicted model, not a curated record. Lineage: Eukaryota; Metazoa; Mollusca; Polyplacophora; Chitonida; Chitonidae. The transcript has 6 exons. Gene Ontology annotation, biological process: extracellular matrix organization; cell adhesion.